This is a messenger RNA of Rhagoletis pomonella (apple maggot), 1223 nucleotides long. RefSeq names its product histone deacetylase 11-like. Gene Ontology annotation, molecular function: histone deacetylase activity. NCBI's taxonomy places the organism in Eukaryota, Metazoa, Arthropoda, Insecta, Diptera, Tephritidae. The record is from RefSeq and is a predicted model, not a curated record. The transcript is spliced from 5 exons. Bases 111 to 1187 code for a protein of 358 amino acids.
CCGUCAUUGAACCGUCAAGCUAGAAACAGUGCCGCUGCAGCGGCAGAUCAGAUGUUUCUGUUUAAUUAUUUUUGCAUCCAAUUUACGUAAAAUCAUGCACGCGACGUAGAAUGAAGCGUUUUACAGAGAAAGUGCAUCAUGAGCAGCAACAAGAAGUGGUAUGGGUAAUGCGCGAAGACGUUGUUACACCAGAGCAACAACAAGGGAAACGGAAACCAAAUGCGGAAGAGGAAAAUGAAUCACUUAAACUUCCAAUUGUUUACUCAAACAGUUAUGGAGUACGUUUUUGUGGCAUGGAAAAACUGCAUCCCUUCGAUGCCGCUAAGGGGGCUCAUGUUUUGAAAUGCCUACUGCACAGCGAAGUACUCUGUCCCGGUCAGUUUUAUGAACCAACAGAAAUUACAAAGGAAGACCUACAAAAAGUACACACACGCCAAUAUUUACGUAGUUUAAAGUGGAGUCUGAAUGCAGCUAAAAUAUCGGAAAUCCCUUUGCUUCUUUUUGUACCUAACACAUUUGUGCAGCGUGGCUACUUACGUCCCAUGCGCUUCCAAACUGCUGGCUCUAUAUUAGCCGGAACUUUGGCUCUGCGGUACGGUUGGGCUAUUAAUUUGGGUGGUGGAUUUCAUCAUUGUUGUGCCUAUAAGGGCGGUGGCUUCUGCCCAUAUGCCGAUAUUACUUUGUUAAUCACAAAAACAUUUGAAGAGGAGCCUGAUGUUGAGACAGCUAUGAUUGUCGAUUUAGAUGCACAUCAGGGUAAUGGACACGAACGUGAUUUUCACGAUAAUAAUAAAGUUUUCAUUUUGGACAUGUAUAAUGCGUCUAUAUAUCCGCGUGAUCAUGAAGCCAAAUUGGCCAUACGUUGUGCUGUGGAGUUGAGACCGCGCACCGCGGAUGAAAUUUACCUGAGGAAAUUGAAGAGGUCUCUAAAACAUUCCUUGAAUGAAUUUCGUCCCGAUUUAUUGGUUUAUAAUGCUGGAACAGAUGUCCUCUUAGGAGAUCCACUAGGCCUACUCUCCAUUACGCCCGAGGGUGUGAUGGAGCGUGAUCAAUUUGUUUUUGCCACCUGCCGUGAACAGCGCAUACCUAUUGUAAUGUUACUCAGCGGCGGUUAUUUGAAGUCGUCUGCAAAGGUCAUAGCCGACUCUAUUGUUAAUCUAAAAGCCAAGGGUUUGCUUGCCAGCUAAAUGCUAUAUAAAUAUUGGAGAUCUUCAACAAAAUUU